AUGGCCAAGAAGAGCAAAGACGAGGUGCCCAACCCAAAUAGCGUCGCGAAUCGCGACAUCCUCCAGCGGCUCAACUUUCUCUACCAAGCCUCCGCGUACCUCAGCACUAUGCCCAACGCCACUGCCAGCUCCAGCACACAGUCUGCAGAAACACGGCCUCAACCUCCUCUACCCGAGUAUUCAUCAAGCAUCCACCCGCAGAGAAAGGCGGCGAAGCGCAAGAUGGGUGUCGGACGGAAGCUCGGUGUCGAAGAGAUUGCGCGUGCAUAUGUGCGUCAGAUGAAGCAGAUCGGCCAGAAAACCACGGUAAAGAUGGAUCCGACUGUGAAACGCACGUUUUGCCAAGGCUGUGAUUCUGUCCUUGUCCCAGUAGUGUCGGCCGUGGUCAGAGUUCACACGUCGAGCACGCAUGGACAUCUAGUCAACACAACCUGCUUGAGAUGCAAGACCUCACGCCGCAUUCCGGCGCCUCCUAUUCAGGAACCAGAUAUCUACGAGCCGCCUGAUGGCCACACGAUGACAAUGGCAUCUUCCCCUGCUGCCAGCUCAGGUCGAGUGCAAAAGAAAAGGCGGCGCGGGCCUCGCGCGCGAGCUCCGCCCUUAUUCGAGCGAGAAGGACACGUUGUCUUUCGUGGAAAUGAGCGGCUGGAGGCUAGUUGAACCACCUCAGAGUCUUCCUGGUAGAUCGAACCGUAAUCAGCAGGUCGCAACCGCGCUCAGAUCGUGUUACAAAAGCAAUUCAUUUAUGCG
Heterobasidion irregulare TC 32-1 is the source of this 750-nucleotide messenger RNA. Its product is annotated as RNase P. Gene Ontology annotation, biological process: tRNA processing. Gene Ontology annotation, cellular component: nucleolar ribonuclease P complex. The record is from RefSeq and is a predicted model, not a curated record. The transcript has 4 exons. Lineage: Eukaryota; Fungi; Basidiomycota; Agaricomycetes; Russulales; Bondarzewiaceae. The coding region runs from base 1 to 660 and encodes 219 amino acids.